This is a messenger RNA of Cynara cardunculus var. scolymus (artichoke), 1562 nucleotides long. Its product is annotated as probable amino acid permease 7. NCBI's taxonomy places the organism in Eukaryota, Viridiplantae, Streptophyta, Magnoliopsida, Asterales, Asteraceae. The record is from RefSeq and is a predicted model, not a curated record. The coding region runs from base 36 to 1421 and encodes 461 amino acids. The transcript has 7 exons. Gene Ontology annotation, cellular component: plasma membrane.
UUUUAUCUCAUACAACAAGGGAGAAUCGAGGAAAAAUGGCUAGAGUAGACUGUAAUCAGGAAGAAGAAGAGUCACCAUUGUUGCAGACUUCACAUCAAAUCCUUAAAGGGAACAUAUGGACAGCCCUAGCACAUUUUAUAGCUGGAGUAAUAGGAUCAGGGGUUUUAUCAAUGGCUUGGAGCAUCGCACAACUGGGAUGGAUUGCUGGCCCAUUGUCUAUCAUACUCAUUGCAUUCUUCGCCCUUGUGUCUGCGUUCCUUAUCAGCAACUUCCAUGUUUAUCCCAACCCUACCAAUGGCAACACCACCAUGAACCGUUCCUUCUUGCAGGCUGUUCACACCAUUUUGGGAUAUAAGAACGGAUUGGUAUGUGGGUGUUUGGUAUAUUUCAGUCUAUUCAAAACAGGAGUUGUGUAUGUAAUCACAUCUGCAACCUGCAUAAGAGCAAUUAGGCAAUCAAAUUGUUACCAUGAAGAAGGGCAUGAGGCUGCUUGUGAAUACGAGAAUAAAUAUUAUAUGCUUCUGUUUGGAAUUGUUCAACUACUUGCUUCUCAAAUACCCAAUAUUUUUCAUACAAAAUGGCUCUCGAUUAUUGCUGCAACCAUGUCCUUCACCUAUUCUUUUAUUGGGAUUGGACUUGGAUUAGCCCAAGUAAUAGGACGAGGGAAGAUUGAAGGUAGCAUCAAUGGAAUCUCAACUGCUAAUCCCACUCAGAAAGUAUGGUUGGUUGCUCAAGCUAUUGGAGAUAUUGCGUUUUCGUUCACAUUUUCGUUAAUUCUUCUUGAAAUACAGAGCACUUUAAAAUCACCUCCAUCUCAGAAAGUGACCAUGAAGAGGACUUGCACUAUUGCAAUCUUUAUAACCACUUCUUUCUACCUCCUGUCUGGAGCUUCUGGCUACGCAGCCUUCGGAGAUUCGACUCCUGGGAAUAUCUUGACUGGUUUUGGAUUUUAUGAACCUUAUUGGCUCGUAGACUUUGGUAAUGCGUGCAUCGUUCUCCACUUAGUUGGAGGGUAUCAGAUAUAUAGUCAGACAUUAUUUGCAAUUGCGGAAAGAUGGUAUGCGGAAAAGUUCCCAGAAAGCGCGUUAACAAGUGAUAUCGGGAGUUUGAAAGUGUUGGGAUUGCCCAAGUUUAGAGUGAAUCCUCUUAGGUUAUGUUUUAGAAGUACUUAUGUGAUAUCGACGAUGGCGGUAGGGAUGUUAUUCCCGUACUUUAAUGAAGUCUUGGCUUUUUCAGGAUCGAUCAUCUUCUGGCCCUUGACCAUAUAUUUCCCAGUUGAGAUGUAUAUUGUGCAGCAGAAGAUUGUAGGUUGGAGCAGCAGGUGGAUUGUUCUACAGGUUUAUAGCACUUUUUGCCUGCUUGUAACCAUGUUUACAUUGGCUGGUUCCAUUGAAGGACUUGUUGCCAAAAGAUUUGGCUAAAGGGGCCGUUUACUGAACGCUUACCCGAUAAGUAUUUACCGGGUAAUUUUCCUCACCAGAUGAACGUGACAAGGAACAAGAAUCUUAUGCGGUAAGAGCGAUGAUAAGGAUGAAAGUCUUACCCGGUAAAUGAGGGUGACG